UCACUGCGCGCUGGGUAGCGUUCUCGGUGCUGUUUUGGAAAGUCCCAUCCCGGCUACCGUCGAUUCACACCGAGGGAUUUAUUAUUAUUAGUAUUAUUAUUGUUAUUGUUAUUUAUCUUUCCCACCUUUGUUACUCGGCUCGGAGGCUGCGAGGCCAUAGUUCAUUUAAAGAUCCCAAACUCCCCCACCUCCCACUCCAUCGGGGUGCUGUUAAUCUGCCAAUAUGAAUCUUUUCAACCUGGAUCGUUUUCGCUUUGAGAAAAGGAAUAAGCUUGAGGAACCUCGUGAGACCACCCCCCAGCCAUCCCAGCCCCCCCAGACUUCCCAGCCCGGCCCUUCUUCACCAAUUUCUCUUAGUGCUGAAGAGGAGAAUGCUGAAGGGGAAGUUAGCAGGGCAAACACCCCCGAUUCAGAUAUAACUGAGAAAACAGAAGAUUCUAGUAUUGCAGAACCUCCAGAUAAUGAAAGAAAAGCGAGUGCAUCAUGUUUGAAGAGUGAAAGAGGAAUACAGUAUAUAGAUUUAUCAUCCGAUAGUGAAGAUGUUCUUUCCCCAAAUUGCUCCAACAGAGUGCAGGAGAAAAAAUUCAACAAAGACACAGUGAUUAUACUUUCUGAACCAUCUGAAGAUGAAGAUUCCCAAGGUCUUCCUACCACGGCACGAAGAAAUGAUACUUCAGAAGACCCCUCCGAAUUGGAUGAUAUCAAAGAUGCUAAGCUUCAGACCUUGAAGGAACUUUUCCCACAAAGAAGUGACAAUGACUUACUUAAGUUAAUUGAAACAACAAGCACUAUGGAUGGAGCAAUUGCUGCUGCCUUGCUGAUGUUUGGUGAUGCAGGUGGUGGGCCCAGGAAAAGAAAAUUAUCAUCUUCUUCAGAGCUGUACGAUGAUGAUGAAUAUAACGAAGAUUUGUCUUCCAAAAAGUCAAGACUGGAUCAAGGAGAGGAAUCCAGUGAGUCGGCAGAAUCCAGUAGUAACUGGGAAAAACAGGAGAGUAUUGUCCUGAAACUGCAGAAGGAAUUUCCCAAUUUUGAUAAGCAGGAGCUAAGAGAUGUGCUCAAGGAACAUGAGUGGAUGUACUCAGAAGCUUUAGAGUCUCUAAAAGUGUUUGCAGAAGACCAAGAUAGUCAAUGUGCUUCACAAAGAGAGGUUCCAAAUGGAAAACAAGUUUCUUCAAGGGGUCAGAAUUUGUCUAAAAAUGCAGCUAAAACAAAACUGAAACAGAAAACUUCCAUGAAACCACAAAAUGGUUUUAACAAGAAACGCAAAAAAAAUGUGUUUAAUCCUAAGAAGGUGGUUGAGGACUCUGAGUAUGAGUCAGGCUCCGACGUGGGUAGUUCCCUCGACGGGGACUACAGCAGUGGUGAAGAAGUGGUGGAAGAUGGCUACAGAGGGAAAAUUCUCCACUUCCUGCAGGAUGCUUCCAUGGGAGAACUUACCUUGAUUCCUCAAUGCUCUCAGAAAAAGGCUCAGAAGAUAACAGAACUCCGGCCCUUUAACAGUUGGGAAGCUCUGUUCACAAAGAUGUCCAAAACAAAUGGCUUAUCGGAAGAUUUGAUAUGGAACUGUAAAACUCUGAUCCAAGAACGAGAUGUGGUUAUAAGACUUAUGAAUAAGUGUGAAGACAUUUCAAAUAAAUUGACCAAGCAAGUUACCAUGCUUACGGGAAAUGGAGGAGGAUGGAAUAUAGAACAGCCUUCCAUUGUAAACCAAAGUUUGUCACUCAAGCCCUAUCAGAAGGUUGGCUUGAAUUGGCUGGCCCUGCUACACAAACAUGGACUCAAUGGCAUUCUGGCAGAUGAAAUGGGCCUAGGAAAAACCAUUCAAGCCAUUGCAUUCCUGGCUUACCUGUACCAGGAGGGCAAUAAAGGCCCUCAUCUCAUUGUCGUCCCAGCUUCAACCAUAGAUAACUGGUUAAGAGAAGUUAACUUGUGGUGCCCCACUUUAAACGUGCUCUGUUAUUAUGGUUCUCAAGAAGAGCGUAAACAAAUUAGAUUUAACAUUCAUAGUAAAUAUGAAGACUACAAUGUAAUUGUUACCACGUACAAUUGUGCCAUCAGCAGUUCUGAUGACCGUAGUCUGUUUCGUCGGCUGAAACUUAAUUAUGCAAUUUUUGAUGAGGGCCACAUGCUGAAGAAUAUGGGCUCUAUACGCUACCAGCACCUUAUGACAAUUAACGCAAAUAACCGCUUACUGCUCACAGGCACCCCUGUGCAGAACAACCUGUUAGAACUCAUGUCCCUGUUGAAUUUCGUUAUGCCACACAUGUUUAGUAGCAGUACCAGUGAAAUUCGCAGGAUGUUCUCUUCGAAGCCAAAGUCUGCAGAUGAGCAAAGUAUAUAUGAAAAAGAGAGGAUAGCACAUGCAAAACAAAUUAUAAAGCCAUUCAUUCUCAGAAGAGUAAAAGAAGAGGUUCUCAAGCAACUGCCCCCCAAGAAAGAUCAAAUUGAACUAUGUACAAUGUCAGAGAAGCAGGAGCAACUCUACGUGGGUCUUUUCAACAGAAUGAAAAAAUCUAUCAAUAACCUGGAAAAAAACACAGAAAUGUGCAAUGUCAUGAUGCAGUUGCGGAAAAUGGCCAAUCACCCUUUAUUGCAUCGCCAGUACUACACUGCUGAGAAACUGAGGGAAAUGUCUCAGCUGAUGCUGAAGGAACCUACACAUUGUGAGGCUAAUCCCGACCUGAUCUUUGAAGAUAUGGAAGUUAUGACAGACUUUGAACUACAUGUACUUUGUAAACAGUAUCGACACAUUAAUAAUUUCCAGUUAGACAUGGAUUUGAUUUUAGAUUCUGGAAAAUUCCGAGCUUUAGGACGCAUCUUAUCUGAAUUGAAACAGAAGGGUGACAGAGUUGUGCUGUUUAGCCAAUUUACCAUGAUGCUUGAUAUUUUAGAGGUUCUCUUAAAACAUCAUCAGCAUAGGUACCUCAGAUUAGAUGGAAAGACUCAAAUCUCUGAAAGGAUUCAUCUAAUUGAUGAGUUUAAUACCGAUAUGGAUAUCUUUGUGUUUCUCUUGUCAACAAAAGCUGGUGGAUUAGGAAUAAAUCUGACUUCAGCAAAUGUUGUUAUACUUCACGAUAUUGAUUGCAAUCCUUACAAUGACAAGCAAGCAGAAGACAGAUGCCAUAGAGUGGGCCAGACAAAAGAAGUACUAGUUAUUAAAUUAAUAAGCCAAGGAACAAUAGAAGAAUCCAUGCUAAAAAUUAACCAGCAGAAGUUGAAACUAGAGCAGGACAUGACUACAGUAGAUGAAGGCGACGAAGGGAGUAUGCCAGCCGACAUAGCCACGUUACUAAAGGCGUCCAUGGGCCUGUGAAGGGCGAGGUUGACGUCCUGACUGAGGAGGGAGUAUCAACCGGGCACACUCAAGGACAUUUGCAUUAUGAUGACUUGACCAUGGGGCUUAUGAACAUUUGUAACUUUUUAUAAUUUCCAUAUUACAUUUCUCAUAGUAUGGACAAUUUUUUGCCACUAACUGAAUUCUCCAGAUGCUCAGUGAAAUUUCGUAAAAAAAAAAAAAUCCACAAAUACAUAGUCCUGAAGACAUUGAAUAAUCAUUUUACAAAGCAGUUUUCUGAAUGGGGAUUAGUUGGUGAUUGUUUGUAACAAAUAUGCUUAAUGCUUUAGAAAUGUCAGUAUUUUUGUAAUUAUUUCUACCUCCAAAUAUAUAUAUAUAUAUUGUCUCUCACUGGAUAACGUGUGUAGAUUUUUACAUGUGCCUUAUUUGACAAUGCUUUUGUCUUGUUUUUGCUUGUAUCAUUUGAAGUUUUUUAUGAUGUUAGUUUAAACUGUGCAGCACUGUAGGUCAUAUAGCCUUUUUUUUUUUUUUUUUUUUUGGAAGCAGAUGUUCACCAAUGUUAGCAAGAAUUCAGCGUGAAUUUAAAGGUGGCAUUCCACCCACUAACUUCCCCCAGGUCCUCUCUGUACUUCUGUUAGAACGCAUUUGUUUGGCUCAGCAGCGUGCUGACUAAAGAAGCUUUUACCUUGCUCCAUGGAUUAAUUCCUUCUGUUUAUUUCCCAACUGCGCUAGGGUGCGCUUUAACCCUGCCUGUCUUUGUGCAUGUUUUUUUGUUGACUUCCUUCUCCUGGCUUUUGGUUCUCUCGAAACUGUUGUCCAGUCACUUCUCCAGUUCUCUGAGAUACUUCUUAUUAUCAUAUAUUCACAGACCAAUGAAAUGUUAGGCAGAACAGUUGCUUCCUAGCAGACUGGGUGUGACUUUGUAUUGAGGCAGCACUAGGUACCGUAUGGAGAUAGGUCACUAAAAUUCCUAGGAAAAUAUGAUUUCACAGUUUCUAGGACUUCCAGUAACAGGACCACCUAAUGAGAGAGCCGUUGUUCAAUUCCAAGUAAAUGUGGGUGACAAAGUGAAAUUUAGAAGAUGUAAAGAAAGUUGUCUAGUCGAUAUUUAACUCUUUACUAAAACUUUCUUUAAAUUUUUGCCUGUCAGUCUAUAUUGCUGUUUUUAUUACACAUCAGUUUCUUUGUGUAACUUGUGAGUUUCCAUGUGUUUUAUUUGUAUAUGUAAAUACCAUUAUAAAUAAACUUAAUUUAUAAAUCAAGGAUGUGUUCAUUAUUGGAGCUCAUACUUUAGAAAGGACAUCCUAGCCUGAGAAGAUGUUAGGUAAACCCUCUCAGCUUACAAGGUGACUGAAGAUCUCACAGUGAUUUCUUUCGAUGUUACUGACUGAAACUCCUGCAUCAGAAGACUUCUUGAAGGUGUACUGAAUACAUUUAUACAUUUCAACUUUACAGGGCUAAAAGGAAUUGCAAAUGUCAAUACUACCUCCAGCUGCAGCACAGUACCCGAAUCGCUUAGAUCCAUUGUUGAAAAUACUGCCUUUCAAAGUCACAUGGUGGAUUUCUCCCAACGCUACUGUAUUAAUGUACCUUCAAGAAUAGACUACUUUUGUUGUUGUUGUUGUUGUUCUUGGCGGCUGUCAUAACCAUAUUUUCUCUAAUGAAAUGUAAUUGGGUUCUCCCUGUAAUGCUCUAUUAAUGUCUCUGGUUUAAUAAAGAUAUUUGUGAUCAUAAA
Molecule: messenger RNA, 5030 nt
Organism: Perognathus longimembris pacificus (Pacific pocket mouse)
Lineage: Eukaryota; Metazoa; Chordata; Mammalia; Rodentia; Heteromyidae
Gene: Smarcad1
Product: SWI/SNF-related, matrix-associated actin-dependent regulator of chromatin, subfamily a, containing DEAD/H box 1
Exons: 24
Coding region: 224-3313 (1029 amino acids)
Cellular component (GO): nucleus
Molecular function (GO): DNA binding; ubiquitin binding; ATP binding
Source: RefSeq, a predicted model, not a curated record